AUGUAUAAUGAAGGAAUCCCAGAGUACCUUAUCGAUCAGGGAUUGUAUUAUCCUACCGCUGCUAACUAUGGAUAUUUCGGAUUUGAAUCAUCAGGUAACUGGGAAGACCCCCAUAGCACUUUUGGUCUGGAUGGUCAAGAAAUUCAUUAUACUGGGGCAAUAAACGAAGGUCUGCCGUACGUUUAUUAUGCAACCCAGGGAUAUGGAUACGAACAGUACCAUUAUAACCCAUACAAUCCUUAUAUUCCAGGUGCUGUUGAAGGAUCCACAGUAGCUCCUCAACAAUAUUAUGCAGUCCCAUCAUAUGAAAACUCAGUACCAUCACCUGCUUAUGCUCCUGUUCUUCAGUCAACCGCUGGUGCUGUUUCAAACACGAUAUCCAAUUCGUUUAUUGAUAAUGGCACACCCAUUAAUAGAGCUGAUGGUCUAUUUGCUAAUCACAAUCUGCGCUUGGAUGCUCCUAAUGCUACUAUGACCUUAGGGGGGGAUGCCUCUCUCCGGAUGACAUCCGAAGGGCAUAGAGCUAAUAAUGCUGCAUCAGGCAAGAAGGCUGUGCCGAGCAUUACUUCUGCUAAAUUGGGUAGUCAACCACCAUCACAGAUUGGCCAGGUUAGAGGUCCUCAAGGCACUGAAAUUGGUGUACAUGGGAAGGCUGCUUCAUUUGGUGAUAGUCAACCAAAGAGUGCAUUUACUUCUGUCGAUGGAUUAUCCAGUUUUGAAUCAAGGAUUCCUAGCACAGGGUCUGUACAUAAAGUUAAGCCCAAGAUACCUUAUGGUGGUGUCCGUGAGGAAGAAAGAGUCAGCCUUGGAACAUUGGUCGAGCAGAAUCCGGGGUCAAGACCAAUCAAACCGAAGACUCAGAUUGUUGUCGAGGCCCUCACAACGAGGGCUGGAAACCCCGAUGCUCAUGGAAACAUCACCAUCUUUCCAGAUGAAUAUAACAUAGCAGAUUUCCCCGUUGAGUACAGAAAUGCAAAGUUCUUUGUGAUCAAGUCUUAUAGCGAGGAUGAUGUGCAUAAGAGCAUAAAGUAUAAUGUAUGGUCAUCUACGCCCAACGGAAACAAGAAGCUUUAUGCUGCGUAUGAAGAUGCACAGAAAAUAGCAGAAGGAGAUCCUAGAGGCUGUCCUAUCUUCCUCUUCUUUUCAGUCAAUGCUAGUGGCCAGUUCUGUGGUGUGGCGGAGAUGAUUGGCCCUGUGGACUUCCACCGUGAUAUGGAUUUCUGGCAGCAAGAUAAAUGGAGUGGUAGCUUCCCUGUGAAGUGGCACAUAAUAAAAGAUUUGCCAAAUCCCCAUUUUCGGCACAUCAUACUAGAGAACAACGAGCACAAGCCGGUGACUAACAGCAGGGACACACAAGAGAUACCUUACAAGAAAGGUCUGGAAAUGCUGAGGAUAUACAAAAACCACACGUCAAGGACAUCCUUGCUCGACGACUUCAUGUAUUAUGAGAACAGGCAGCGGAUCAUGCUGGAGGAGCGGGCACGGCUAAUUCGUAAAAGCUAUGAGAACCCUUAUCUUGUCCCGCUACUCGAUCCUCCUCGCAAGCUUCAGCCCAUUAACAAUCCUCCUAAUGGAAGCAUGAAUUCUACCAGAAAUAGUCCCUCCACUUUGACUAUUGUGAACAAAAGCAUUGUUCCAGGGGAUGCUGGAUUAGACUUGUCGACCAAGAAGCAAUUAUUUGAUGCUAAUGCUGACUCGAAAGUGGUUGAUGAAUUGAAAAUGAGUUCGCUGAGUAUACGUUCAGAUGAGGGAGAGUCUGGAAGUCGCCCAUCAUCUGGUGCUGUAGAUUCUAAGGCGUCUGCUAAAACUGGGCCUAUUGACAUUGUCACCAUAGGGUCAAUGCCGGUCAAUGUCAACAGCAGUGGGUCUUCUGGUAUUUUGACGGUUGGGACAAUUCCACUCGACCCCAGAGCUCUUCUGCAUGAUUAG
Molecule: messenger RNA, 1929 nt
Organism: Striga hermonthica
Lineage: Eukaryota; Viridiplantae; Streptophyta; Magnoliopsida; Lamiales; Orobanchaceae
Source: the annotation of a GenBank genome assembly